This is a messenger RNA of Leguminivora glycinivorella, 3286 nucleotides long. Its product is annotated as paired box protein Pax-6-like. Gene Ontology annotation, biological process: regulation of transcription by RNA polymerase II; anatomical structure development. The transcript is spliced from 7 exons. NCBI's taxonomy places the organism in Eukaryota, Metazoa, Arthropoda, Insecta, Lepidoptera, Tortricidae. The record is from RefSeq and is a predicted model, not a curated record. Gene Ontology annotation, molecular function: RNA polymerase II cis-regulatory region sequence-specific DNA binding; DNA-binding transcription factor activity, RNA polymerase II-specific. Bases 149 to 1822 code for a protein of 557 amino acids.
UGGGCGCCAGUGGGCGCGCCGGGCACCCAGCGCGCUCUUCAGUGUUCUGGCUGAGCUUCGAGCGAGCGCGUGAUUGCCGAGUGUGUUGGUUCUCGGUUCGGUGUCGGACUGAUAAGGCGCUGUGAGUGCUGUGUUGGCGCAUGUUAUCAUGUUGAUAUCGGCGGGCAGCGGCCCCACGCCUGAGUUCUCCCCCGCCUCGUGCUGCGCGCCCUGGAAGAUGGAGCCGGCGCCUCCCGCGCCCGCUGCCAUGCCACAACCACUCAACAUAUCACCCAAUGUACCAGUCUCCCCGUCGUCAUCGGCAGGCACCGGCGGCUCCGGGACCCCCCUCUACCCGCCGUCGCACCCCCUCUCCUCCCUGCUGUCCCAGCAGCGCCUGCUGGAGCUGUCCCGCUUCGGUCUGCGGCACUACGACAUCGCGCACCAUGUGCUGUCACAGCAAGGUGCUGUUACCAAGUUGCUUGUACCAGUCUCCCCGUCGUCAUCGGCAGGCACCGGCGGCUCCGGGACCCCCCUCUACCCGCCGUCGCACCCCCUCUCCUCCCUGCUGUCCCAGCAGCGCCUGCUGGAGCUGUCCCGCUUCGGUCUGCGGCACUACGACAUCGCGCACCAUGUGCUGUCACAGCAAGGUGCUGUUACCAAGUUGCUUGGAACCCUUCGACCGCCCGGGCUCAUCGGAGGAAGCAAGCCGAAGGUGGCGACGCCGGCCGUCGUCUCCAAAAUUGAGCAGUACAAGCGGGAGAACCCCACCAUCUUCGCUUGGGAGAUUCGGGAGCGGCUCAUUUCUGAAGGUGUGUGCACCAACGCGACAGCCCCCAGCGUGUCUUCGAUCAACAGGAUACUGCGGAACCGCGCGGCGGAGCGGGCGGCGGCGGAGUUCGCCCGCGCGGCCGGGUACGGGCUGUACGCCGCGCCGCCGCCGUACGGCGCCUUCCCCUGGGCCGGCGGCGGCGGCGUCUGGCCGCCCGGCUCGCUGCCGCUGCCCCCGGGCGUGCCGCCGCCGACAGGUGUACCGCACCCUGACAUGCAGCAGGGCUUCUUAUCAUCUUCCGGGCGAGGCCUCAUAGAUGUCGAUGGCGAUGACUCAGGAUCCCUUGACGGAGAACAACCAAAGUUUAGAAGAAAUCGCACCACCUUCAGUCCUGACCAGCUGGAAGAACUAGAAAAAGAAUUCGAGAAAUCUCAUUACCCUUGCGUCUCGACGAGGGAACGCCUCGCUUCCAAAACGUCAUUGUCGGAGGCGCGAGUUCAGGUUUGGUUUUCCAACAGACGAGCCAAGUGGAGACGCCACCAGCGCAUGAAUCUCCUCAAGCGCGGUGGCGGCUCGCCCGUACACCGCCUGCCCCACUCCCCGUCCCCCUCCCGCUCCCGUUCGCGUUCUUUGUCCCCCGCGCGCGCCCCCUAUCACACGCCCCAGAUGGGCGGCGAGAAUAGUGCUUUCAAGUCACUCUCUCAUCAAGAUACGGCUCUGAAGGCUCUGUCUCACCAGGCUCAGUUCGACAGCAACGCACUGAAAGCGCUGUCGCAGCAUACGUAUGAGAGCGGUGCGUUUAAACCUCAUCCUGGGCUAGAGAAUAGCGCUUUUAAGGCGCUGGUGCCUCAUUCGGCGGCGGCUGCGUUGCUGGCGGCGCAGUCGAUACACCUGGCUCGGGGCUACGACUCGCACUCGGAUUCGGACGAGGAGAUCAACGUGCACGACGAGAGCGAGGACGAGGCCGAGAGACACACCAGCCGGGCGCGGUCGUGCUCGCGCAGCCCCGCGCGCCCGCGACCGCAGCCUCCCAGCGACCUGCCUCUACAACUCACCAAACACGACCGUUGACCACUCAUAUUGUAUUAAACAUUAUAAGGCUCAGAACAAAUGAUAUUUAAAUAGGUGUAGUCACACACAAUAAACAAAAUAGAUCACGUUUUGAAUGAACAAAAAGUUUAUGAUAUUAGUUUCCUUUUUGGUUCCGAUAUUAUUUAGAACCGCAAGACGGAUUAAAAAGUUUAUUCAAUCAAGGACCAGGCGUUUUGAUUUCUAUUCAAUUAUGUGCGUAACCUUACUUUAUUAUUUAUGAUUUACUUCAACUUUCCUGCCGAUAUCUAUCAAUGCUUGAAAUCAUUUACAAACAUCUUCUCAGCAAGGUUUUUAUAUAGAAAAGGCAUUGUUCCUACGGUCUCUAUUAUGUUUUGUAAACGUACAUUCCAUAUUAUUUAAGUUGUAAAUAUUUAUUUUAGGUAGUCAAUUAAGCUCUAAUGUAAUUAUUACUUAGAUAUAUACAAGAAAAUGACUGUGCACAAAAACGUUUUUUGUCAAUGUAGUUCGCAAUAAUAUAUCUAAAUACGCAAUAGCGAUUGUGACAUUCUGUUAUUCAUAUCAUCAGAAGCUCUAGUGUGAAUUUUAUUCGAAAUCGUUUAGAUUUUCGAAUGAAUUAGUUUAGAUAAACUGUUUUCCCAAGACGUCCUGCUUGGCAAGGGCGGAUCCAGCUUUGUACUUCGUACUACGUACGGUCGCGUGGUCAAUGUGUGUGCCCGGUUAACCUUUUCAACGCCAAGAGCCACUAAAGUGGUCGACUGCUGGGUUCCCACCACGCCAACGACCACUAAAAAGGCUAUGGCGGACGUUGUCAAAGCGACUUUCCUACUGUCAGUUAAGUUUUAUAUUCGCUCUUCACCAGUUGACUUUUUGGCAUCUAUGGCAUUUUUGACACGGGAGGAAAAGCGUUGAAAAGGUUAAGGCUCCGUUCACGUGGUCAAUUCCUAUGGACAGAAUGAGCUUAGUGAAACGUAGUGGUAAGUCGUGUUUAUGAAUGAAAUUUACACUGAAGCUACAUAUUUUUAUGAAUAUUUUACCAAAGCAACUAUGUAUUUGGAUUGUAAAGGCACGGUUUUAGGCAAACCAAAGUUCCUAAUAUAUUCCUACUCGAAAUGAUCAUUGUAUCGUAUGGUAACUUGUAUAGUUGUCAAAAAAAUGUAAUUUUAAUACGUUGUCUGUUGAACUGUAGUUUUAACUGAACCUGAUACGAGUACUUAAAAAUGAAAGGAGCACACUUGGUUUUAUGUAUUAUUUGCGCAAAUACAUUAUAUAUCUGGGUUCUUUACGUUAAAAAAUAAACAAUAUUUGGGCGAAAAGAACCAAGUAUGUUUCCAACCGAAGAUGUGUGUCGUUUUGUAAAUAUUGUAAUUAUUUUGGGUACUAUAAUGUAAAUUAUUUAUUUCUUAGAUAAUGAAUAUUUGUAUAGUAUGAGAAGUAGCAAAUUACAUACGUACCUACUUAUUACGAUAAAUCUAAUAAAAAAGU